AUGAAGAUCGACGAGAAUAAUCACGGUACGGUUUUGAAGGAAGGCCAGUUGUUUCGGUACAGUGCGGGUCUGUUGUCCCAGGGAGGGGCAUGGAAGGAUGUGAGGGCGGUUUUGAAUGAGGACUCGACCUUCCGGGUGUACCGCGACGAGCAACGGAACCGCAAGGAGUUCGAAGUUCGUUUGGACGGCGUGGUAUUGUUUCUGGCGUUUGGAAGGGCGGCUACGAAAUACGGACCACCAAUGAUCAACAUCGCUGACCAGAAGAAGGUCGAUGUGGGAUGCCUGAUGGCGGUGCCUCAUUCAAAGAUGAGCGAGAGCAUCACUUGGUUCGCGGCUCCAAACUUGCAAGAGUUGGAACAAUGGAUCCGGGCCAUGGCCAAAGCGGUCGAUGGCAAGGCUCGUCCGCCUAAAUUGGGUAAAAAACCGGUGGCUGACAAGAUCAUGGCCGGCUUGCGGGAGACCGUGCAAUUGAACGACAAGCCCCUCGAAUGGGAGCUGUACUGGCUGGCCACUUCGCUGACCGUUGACCAUGAGCUCAACAGCAGCACUGUUGUCGCGGUGGAUAACGAAGAACCGGCGACGACCACUGCUUGGAGGAACCAGCUGGUGAACACAACCCCGGGAGAGGUUCAUAGCAUCACCCACGAGUCCACAAACCUCGAGGAGCUGAACCUCGAGCCUGUGACCUCGAUGCCUAUUGCAAAGACCGGCGCUUUCCAGAUGACCGGUGAUGCAGUCACCAGCGAAGCGGUGACCGCCGCCGAAUAA
Soboliphyme baturini is the source of this 768-nucleotide messenger RNA. The record is from the annotation of a GenBank genome assembly. Lineage: Eukaryota; Metazoa; Nematoda; Enoplea; Dioctophymatida; Soboliphymatidae.